UUUUGGCAAUCUUCACGGAGUAGUAUAUUUUUAAUAAAACGAUUAUAUAUAUAAACGUCACUACUUAAUUUUUAGUCUGUUUGCAUCCUUUGACUUUCAUAGAUCGUGCGAUUCGAUUUGAAUGCGAAGAAAGCGUGCAAUAUAACAAAGAAAUUUGAGGAAAUUGUUUUGGCAUCAAUAUUAAUUGAGUGUUAAAUCAAUCAUGUCUCAAAAAAACUUGGAAACAUCCAAUUUAAUGGGUAAAAGUUCAACAACAUACAAAAUUCUUCAAAAUGAUAAAGUAGGAAGAUAUAUGGUAGCCAAUAAGGAGUUGGAAGCAGGUGAAGAAAUUAUUACAGAAAUGCCUUUUAUAGUCGGACCAAAAGCAGCAACAUAUCCUUUAUGUCUUUCUUGCUACGUAUCAUGGCCUCCAACAUUGAACGAAAAACCUCUUUGCUCGAAAUGCGGUUGGCCUGUUUGUUCAACAGAAUGCGAGAACCAACCUCAACAUAAAGAUUAUGAAUGUCAGAUAUUCGCACAAGUCAACGAGAAAUUUAAUGUACAAGCUGCUUUAGAAGAAACAAAUGAAAAUGGAGUACCACAAUUAGAAUGUAUAACUCCAUUGAGAUUGCUUUUGGAAUCGGAAAAAAAUCCAGAAAGAUGGAAGAAUGAAGUGAAGGACAUGGAAGCUCAUAAUAAAAUAAGAAGCCAAAAGAAACAGUGGAAAUCAGAUCAAGUUAAUGUUGUAGAGUAUAUAAGAAAACAACUUAAAUUAGAGAGGUUCUCAGAAGAACAAAUUCAAACAGCAUGCGGAAUCUUGGAAAUUAAUACUUUCGAAGUUCGAACAGCAAAAGGAUUUAGCGCGAGAGCAAUUUAUCCUAGAGUAGCUUUAAUGAAUCACUCAUGUAUUUCUAACACUUGUCAUAGCAUUUCACCAACCGAUUAUAAAAUACGAUUGCGUACCACGCUCAAAAUUCCUCUGGGUGGAGAACUUUACGGAAGUUAUACACAUUCAUUACUUCCAACGAUGUUGAGAAGAGAACAUCUUCUCGAAGGAAAAAAUUUCGCUUGUGCAUGUGCAAGAUGUUCAGAUCCUACUGAACUUGGAACGCAUAUGUCUUCAUUAAAAUGCAAUAAGUGUGAUAAUGGAAUAGUGUUAUCUUUGGAUUCUUUAGAUCCAGAAAGUUCAUGGAAAUGUACUCAUUGCGAAUUUUCGACCUCAGGAUCAGCCGUUCGAAAAGUAUUACAAAUUAUACAAAUGGAAGUGGAUGCAGUAGAGGCCAUCAGCGGUGCUGAUGGAGCUGAUGCUAUUCAAGAAAGAGAAACAGUUGCGAAAAAGUAUCGUUCAGUUUUACAUCCUCGACAUGCUUUUCUUACAAUGUUGAGACAUUCAUUGACACAAAUGUAUGGUCGUGUGGAAGACUAUCUUUUAGAAGAUUUGCCAGACGUUGUAUUAGAACACAAGAUCGAUAUGUGUAAGCUAUUACUUCAAGUACUCGACGUUAUAGAACCUGGCUAUUCUCGUAUAAGAGGAAUGACAUUGUAUGAGCUUCAUGCACCCUUACUUUUUACUGCUAAAACACAAUGGAAUGCCGAAGUGAUUGAUAAAGCUGCCUUGAAAUCAAAAAUGAUAGAAGCUUCUAAAAUUUUGAAAGAAGCAGCAACGAUUUUAUGUUUUGAACCAUCGGAUACAGCGGAAGGCCAAAUAGGUAUCGUCGCUAAAGAAUCUCUGGCUCAGCUUGAGGAAUCAAUCCAAAAUUUAUAAACUUUAUUUAUUGUAUAUCGAAGCAUCAUAUUUAUUAAUAAAGAUAUAUAACAUUGAA
This is a messenger RNA of Apis laboriosa (Himalayan honeybee), 1802 nucleotides long. RefSeq names its product SET domain-containing protein SmydA-8-like. Lineage: Eukaryota; Metazoa; Arthropoda; Insecta; Hymenoptera; Apidae. The record is from RefSeq and is a predicted model, not a curated record. The coding region runs from base 203 to 1744 and encodes 513 amino acids. Gene Ontology annotation, molecular function: protein binding. The transcript has 9 exons.